Messenger RNA from Argentina anserina (silverweed cinquefoil), 2870 nucleotides. Its product is annotated as protein FAR1-RELATED SEQUENCE 11. Bases 243 to 2279 code for a protein of 678 amino acids. Gene Ontology annotation, biological process: regulation of DNA-templated transcription. Gene Ontology annotation, molecular function: zinc ion binding. Lineage: Eukaryota; Viridiplantae; Streptophyta; Magnoliopsida; Rosales; Rosaceae. The record is from RefSeq and is a predicted model, not a curated record. The transcript is spliced from 4 exons.
UGUCCGUUUGGGAAUAACUGAACAAAACCCAACAAUCUGAAUCCUCUCCAAUCUCCCAAUUGUUCUCUCAAACCCAACUCUUGUGCUUCACCCUUUCCAAUUCAUCUGUCGUCGUUUUAAUUUUUGGUGGCUGGAUUUGCAGAAAUGUAAAGAGGGUGUUAGCCAUUGGUUGAAUCCUAAGGCUUCAGAUGCUCAGUGGAUGCAGUUCAUAGAGUCACUUAAGCUCAAAAAAUGGUAGUAUAAUGUCUAAAGAGGGAGUCAUGUUGGUGGUUUAUGAUGAUCCCUCAGACCAACAAUCUUUCUCUUGGGAUGAUACCACCAGCAGUGAGGAAUCACUUGAUGAAACUAGGCUUUCACUGGAGACCACAAACGAUGUAAUUCCAUAUAUUGGAAAAAGAUUUGCUACGCAUGAUGCGGCUUAUGAGUACUACAGUGAAUUUGCGAAGCAAUGUGGAUUCUCAAUCCGGCGACACCGUACAGAGGGAAAAGAUGGGGUCGGCAAUGGACUUACGAGACGCUACUUUGUCUGCCACCGUGCUGGAAAUAGUCCAAGUAAAUCAUCCAAUGAAAGUAAGCCUCGAAGAAAUAGAAAGUCCUCCCGAUGUGGAUGUCAAGCAUACAUGCGAAUUAGCAAGACAACAGAAUUGGGAGUAUUGGAAUGGCGUGUCACAGGUUUUGCAAACAAUCAUAAUCAUGAACUCUUGGAGCCAAACCAAGUUCGUUUUCUUCCCGCAUAUCGAACUAUAACGGAAUCUGAUAAGAGCCGGAUCCUUAUGUUUGCCAAGACAGGAAUUUCAGUACAGCAAAUGAUGAGGCUCAUGGAGCUUGAGAAGUGUGUCGAACCAGGUUAUUUAUCCUUUACCGAAAAGGAUGUGAGAAAUUUACUCCAGUCAUUUCGGAAGAUAGAUGCGGAACAGGAGAGCAUAGACUUGUUAAGAAUGUGCAGAAACAUUAAGGAGAAAGAUUCAAACUUUAAAUUUGAGUGCACAAUUGACUCAAGGAACAGAUUAGAAAAUAUUGCAUGGUCAUAUGCAUCCUCAGUACAGUCAUAUGAGAUAUUUGGAGAUGCAGUGGUGUUUGAUACUACUCAUCGCUUAACUGCAUUCGACAUGCCACUUGGGGUAUGGGUUGGAAUAAACAAUUAUGGUAUGCCUUGCUUCUUUGGCUGUGUGCUUCUUCGAGAGGAAAGUGUCAAGUCAUUUUCAUGGGCACUGAAGGCAUUUCUGGGAUUCAUGUAUGGGAAGGCGCCACGGACCAUAUUAACUGAUCAAAGUUUAUUUCUGAAAGAAGCAAUAAGCGCAGAGAUGCCAACAACUAAACACGCACUAUGCGUGUGGAUGAUAGUUGGAAAGUUUCCAUCCUGGUUCAAUGCUGUUUUGGGUGAACGUUACAAUGAGUGGAAGAGUGAGUUUUAUCGCAUUUACAAUUUGGAGGCCAUAGAGGAUUUCGAACUAGGGUGGAGGGACUUAGUAAAUUCUUUUGGACUUCAGUCUAACCGGCAUAUAGUCAACUUGUAUGGUCUGCGCUCUCUUUGGGCACUACCGUUCUUGAGAAGCCAUUUCUUUGCAGGAAUGGCUACAAUUGGUCAGUCGAAGUCAAUUAAUGCAUUCAUCCAACGAUUUUUAAGUGCGCAAACUCGGCUGGCGCACUUCAUUGAACAAGUGGCUGUUGCUGUUGAUUUUAAAGAUCAAGCUGGAGAACAACAAACAAUGCAACAAACUCUGCAAAAUAUGUGCCUGAAAACAGGAGCACCGAUGGAAUCCCAUGCUGCCUCAAUUCUUACUCCUUAUGCUUUCUCUAAGUUUCAAGAACAACUUGUUUUGGCUGCGCACUACGCAUCUUUCCAAAUGGAUGAUGGUUUUCUUGUUCGACAUCACACGAAAGGUGAUGUAGGCCGUAAAGUAUAUUGGAUGCCUCGGGAAGGCAUCAUAAAUUGCAGUUGCCAUCAUUUUGAGUUCUCGGGGAUCCUUUGUCGCCAUGCACUUCGAGUUCUCUCAACGGGAAAUUGCUUUCAGAUUCCUGAUAGGUAUCUUCCUGUGCGUUGGCGUCGCGUCAGCAUACCUUCUGAGAAACUCCUUCAUACUGUUCCAAGUGACCAUGCAGAAAAAAUACAGUUGUUACAAAGCAUAGUAUCAGCUCUGGUUACAGAAUCUUCAAAGUCUAGGGAGAGACUGGAUAUAGCAACUGAGCAGGCAUCAAUCCUAUUAUCCCGGAUAAGAGAGCGGCCUGUUUCAUUUCAAAGUAUAAGAGACAGUGCCCCAAAUAAUAGGAAUAUAUGAUGCAAUACCGUAAAAAAGGCUUUGUCUGAAAUUCUUACAGAAAGCAGAACUUGUCUGGAUUUGGAUGAAUGGACGAGCAGGCUUGAAAAUUACACUUGGCAAUACUUUUAUGAGUUCGGACGUGGGAGGCAGUGUUGUGUGUUGGAUAUUUGUAGCCUUUUAUGGUAAAUGGUGUAAUACUUAUACUGGAGGAAUGGUUACAAGUUUUUUUUUUUGAGGAUGGACGCUGGUGAGAUAGGUACUGAAUAGAAGAAAUCUGUGCCAGCCGAUGGCAGGUAUGUUUUGCUUCAGAUAUGGUUAUUAUGGAGUUGCUAGUGUGGAUUGAAGCUUGUACUGUUAGACUAUCUUCCUAUGCUCUAGGGGAAUUGUAAGGAAAGUCAUGCUGGCAUAUCUUCUGUAUAAUUGCAGAAUAUUCUAUAUGAGGAUUGUAUAUUAAGUAUAUUAGCUGUAACUUUCCUUAUAUGAAUUCUAGAUAGCAAUCUACUGCUAACUUGUAGGAUCAGAGGAAUUACCUCUUGUAUUCACUCUUGUAUAAAGAAUGCAUCUCAGUAUCAAUGAUAUUCAUUCCUUCAAGCCAUAUUAAUCUCAUCU